CAAAGCGAAAUGAGUUGUUCCUUUGGCGUCCGAUGUUAAUAUGGUUGUGUUUGCGGAGUAAAUUGUGUCUGAAAUUCAAAUAUGGCUACCAAGGAAAUGGACUCGUAAGAUAGAUGCUUUUUUUGUCGUUCUUUUAAUUUCACAGCUGUUACUGACUGAAGUGUUGUUUUUCUUCCUCCACAGAACAGUCCAAAUGCGGCUCUACACUCUUACUAAGCGGCAGUUUGUUUUGGUCUUCGUCUCGUUUUUCGUGGCUUUUUUCCUCACAGUUAUCAUUGGAAUUGCAGGUGUGUCGCCAUUAGUGAAGCUAAUUUAAUGUACAAAGCAGAGAAAAAGUCAUCUUCAUGUAUCUGGGGGGUAUUCGAGCGUUGGAAAAAGCGGCAAAUUUUGCAGCCGCAGUAAUCUAGUCAGGCAAUGGCUCAACGAUUUGGUUAUAGCGGCUAAACAGCCUAUGAAAUUCCCAUUGUACUUAUAAUCUGUAUUUUUACUGAAUAUGUCUUAAAACGACACAUUAAAAUGGCUGGAGUUAUCUCCAGUCUUAUAAGAAUGGUCUUUUUCAGAAUUGAACCAGUAAAAUCCUCUGGCAGUGAAAAUAAAUAAUUACAGAUCAAUGAUCAAAGUCCUGACUUUCAUUAAUGACAAAUUUUAAGUUCAGACGUGUUUUCUCGCGAGUUAUCGGUUGCCUCGGUGUUCAGGGGCGCUUACAAAUAUGAACAAUCAAUUUGUUAACAUUUUGGGCAAAGAGCGUCUUUCGCUUCUGAUCCCAAAACGAAUGAAUACUGCUCAGUUAAUAAAAGUACUUGAAAAUUCAGCACUAAAAUUAAUCCUCUAAGAAUAGAGAAUUUACAUAAGCUUAGCUCUGAUCAAUGUAUGUGGUUCUACGUUUUGCAAUAUUUAUUCACAAUUGAUUGGUUACAACAUUAGUCUAACUAACCUUGAUUAUAUUUCAGCAUCAUGCUUCUCUUAAAUUGUUCGUUUAGGAAGUUAACCAAAUUGAAAUUUGAUAUCAGAAGAAUUCUGUUUCCAUUGAUAGUGGGUGUAACAUAUUCAUGUAUGCUCUCUCUUUAAAAACCAUAUUAUCUUAGCUGAUUUAAACCAACUGUAUUGAUUUGAAAUAAUUAGAAAGUCACAGCAGUUACCUUGAAGGUUGAUGACAUAAAAAUUUGAUAUACAUGACAAACUGAAUUUAGAGGCACCAAGCUUUUAAAAUAGUUGUCUUGAAAACAAUUUGAAAAUUUGAAAACACUGCUUUAAUAUCCAUAUAGCCUUAUGACAUAUUCAAUAUUUCAAGCGUAAUUUUUGUUGCAAGUCACACUGCAUGAAAUAAGCAGAUAUUCUAAUUGUUUGGUGAAUUCAUUUAUAUGGGGUGUAAAGAAAUACUUGUGACUCAACUGUGAUUGUAAAACUAGGCAGAAUCAGUAUAGAUCUGUGUCUGUUGAAACACAAUGACACAAAUACUUGAAUAGUGUUUUAUUCUGUACUCAACUCAAAUUAUGAUAUAUUAGAGCAUAUAAAUCAAAGUAAAAGUUUAUUGUUAAAUUUUUAUGGCUUACUGAGCAAGGUAUGAGUUUUGCAGACUUUGACUGGCUUUACUCAGUUUGUUGCUGUUUUGUCAACUCAAUUUUUUACUCUCCACUGAUUAUCACAACCUGUCUUGACUCAUGAUUCCAGAUAUCUUAACUCGCUCCUCUUGAACAUCAGCAUACAUAUUCUCUUUAAUAUUCUCUAUACAUUUCUAAGGGUGCUGUUGUCCUUUUUUUAUUGACUGCGGGGUAAUUAAUUCAUUGAUUAAUGCAACUCUGUGUUUGAAUCAAUCAUGUUUAAGAUAUUUCUAGAAGUAUUUUAGUGUUAUUAUUGAUGUAAGAGUUUAAGGUUGAAACUGUUUUAUUUCUUACUUAAGUCAACUGUUUUCAUUUGCUUCUUUUUACAGGACCUCGCAUUAUUGUUGAACAUACCCAAAGUGCAUCAAACCUUCACGUACCAAGCGAAAAGUUGUCGGUGAGUAGAUUUACAUGCAGUUCAUAUGUAAUGAGUACACCUUAAUUGAUGGUUUAGCAUAUAAUAAUGCAAAUAUUUGUAAGUUGUGUAGCACUUGAAGGGGCAAGGAAACAUACAAGCAAUCAGCAAGUUGUUUUCAAAAUAACAUGUUUUAAAUUUAAGUAUUUAAAGAGAUCAAUGUACAACUACUCAUCCACUAUGCAAAUUUUUCCAUGACAUUAAAGAUGGUUAACAAGUUGAAUUACUGCAAAAUCAAAACAUGGGGUUUGCUUCCCUGCUGUUGUUAAAGUGUAAGUUUAAAGUUUUUAGUUCUUCUUUCAUCUACAGACUGGGCCAUUUCAGAUAGACACAGGUAUCUUAUCAACUUUCAAUCAACAACUUUGGUUACUUUGCCAGAUCAAACUGAAUGGAACAAAAGCAGGUAUACUGUAAUAUUGUUUUGAAAUUGAGUAUAAAAGCAUUAUCAGGUGUGUCAUUAUAAAAUGUGAUAGGUGUAUGAUGUUAGCUGAGUAUAUGGCUGAAUUGAAUUUUGCUUGCACAGGAAGCAAAGCAACAUGCAAAAAAAGUUAAAUUUUAAACAUUCUGAGAUUUAUUUAUAUGCUAAAUAUACCCUGGCAGUAUUCUGCUAGAGCAUAUUUUAAUAUACAUUGAUUUCAAAAUCAGUUCAAAAGUACACCUGUAGUUAUUUCCUGUCUCUUAAGGUACCUGAGCUGUCUACACCACUAAUAGUUUAAGCACUGUACUUCCUGUAUACUGCCUACUAGCUUCAGUUGACAACCGUGAUUAUUGUGGAAGUUGUAAGAAAAUCUAGCUUAUCAAUUUACUAAACAAACUGCAUUAAAGCUGAAUAUUGCUUUUUGGGUAUUGCUGAGUGAAAUCUAUUUUCUGAGUGCAAUACAUGUGAGACUAAAAAAUGAUUUUCACAUCAAAAGAUUAAGAGCUGCUCUUAUUCUCAUCUUACAAAAGAGCAUUGGGGGAUCCUAGAAAUUGCCUUUUUUUUACUAAUACAUGUAUUUCUUGCAUGUUUUUGUCAUUUUUCUGUAGGGGCAUCAUUCUCAGACAGUUUUCACCUGAGUGUUAAGAUUUAUGGAAGAGCCAAGGACAGUAGUUAUCAUUUAAUAGCUGAAACUCCUUUCAACAGGACUCGCCAGUUGCAAUGUCAAAAGGUUUGAGGUUCUUUGCUUAUUUUCUUGUUGUUAUUAUUAUUAAGUUGAUCUUCAUAGUCUAUGGCCCUGUUCACACUACAGUCAAUACAUUUGAAGAUGGGGUUUUCCCCCUGAAAUUUUAAAUAAAGAACAGGAUAUUACACAAAUUUCUUUUGAUCACACACAAAUAAUAUGCAGUGCUGAGUCUCAAUAAAGCAAUUACAUCAAGAUUGAGUCAAAGAGGUUUUGACAAUUGUUAAGUUUUGUUUACCUUCUACUACCUAUACUAUUUUCUAUUCCAGUCAUCAGCAACUAUAAGCUACAUCUGCAAUUGAUGGUAGUUAACUAUUUUUGGUCAAUUUUGCAACAUUAUUGAAACAAAACAGUCAACCGAACAUAACUGAUUUCUAAAUAUAAGUACUACAAUGUAUUAUUGUGUGAUUUGGCCACCUUAGUUUACGAAAAAAGUGUUUGAAUAAAAAGUUACAAGAAUUAGUUCUCAACAAAAAUUACUAUAAUGUCAAAUGGGAAAGUUACUCUUGCAUAGCACACAUACACACACACUAAAAAUUCCAAUAUCCAAAAUUUUCAUCCUCUGAAGUCCAUUGCAGAAAAAAUUUAUAUUAAGAAGUAUUUGAUAGGUACUAAAUAGCAAACUGUCCUCGGGUGAAAUACAAGUAAAUUCCAGGUUUACAUGUUUUAAGUGAUUGUCUGCUUAUCUUUUUGGUUCCAGGAAUGCAAUCCUUUGGUUAUUUUACAUCUUGGAUAUCUUGAUUAUCCAUCAUAUGUGGCAACUGUCAACUUUCAUGGCCUCCAAUUUCCUAAAGGAAUAGAUAUUAGAGACAUUGAUUUUGUGGUAAGCCUUUGUACUUGAGAUAUGAAAUUGUGAGUUGUUCAUCAGUGUUUUUUUAUAAGAUAUCAAUGUGAAUGUGUUAAAGGGAAGAGGAAAUAAUGUAAUUUGAAGCUUAUAUUAGACAUGUAAUUUGCAUUGGCAGAAAAAUUAUUUGAUUCACCAGACUAUUUUCUCAAACAUGUGACACAAUAGUUUUAUAUUCAAGUUAGUUUUUUCAUAAUUUGGAGUUAAAUAGCUGUGAAUAAAUGAUACAUUUACAUCUUACAUUGGGGUUCAAUAAGCUAGCAUGUAAAAUUACCUUUAAUUUGAAAGAUGCCACAGAAUUUUAGUUUGGUUCAAUAGAAAAACAUCAAAAUGGAAAUUAUGAACAAAAAUGGAAUUACAUCUUACAUUGGGGUUCAAUAAGCUAGCAUGUAAAAUUACCUUUAAUUUGAAAGAAGCCACAGAAUUUUAGUUUGGUUCGAUAGAAAAACAUCAAAAUGGAAAUUAUGAACAAAAAUGGAAUGAGGAUCAUUAGAAAUGGAAAGGGUUGAUGCAGAUUGUAAAUUGAGAUAUUUACAAAUGAAUGCAUAGCUUCAUCAAUUCUUCACCUGUAAAAUGUUUUCAGAGGUGCAACAAACUAAUGACUAACUGUUCACUUUGAUUGCAGUUGAAACAUUACAGUGCUGAUUUCAGUCAAGUUGAAAUCUGGUUCAGAUUUGUAUUCCUUGUCCUUACAUUCAUGGUUACAGUAAGUACCUGGUUGAAAGUGAUGUUAACUUGUUUUCAAAUAGAGAACUGUUCCUAGAAGAUGAACUGUAAUUAAAAACAGGGCAGAAAAAAAAGUUUGAAAAAGUUUUAAGGUUUUAGCUAGGAUCAAACCCCAACAUCACAAUAGGAUGGAGCCACAAUCUGUGCUUAAGAGCUUUUAAUUUUGGGAGUAUGAUAACUUUGCGUGGGUUCUAUGUUUGCUGCUAAGGGAUCCAGCCAAACAACCGACAGUUAGGAUUAUCAAACUAAAAUUUCAGUCCUUUAUAAAUAUCCAUAAUUCACCAUAGAGGAUUAUAUUUAAGGAAAUGUUUAAUGUAGCCCCCAGGUCUCUGGAAGGUCAUCAAAUUGUGAUUUUUUUUGGUUUCAGUGUAUGUUUGCUCACUCAUUGAGAAGAUUUCCAUUACGAGAGUGGUCUAUAGAACAAAAGUAAGGAACUUGCAUAGUCUCUCAAUGCAGUAAUUCUGGCUUUUAACUUUGAUAUUAUUAUUUAUGCAUCACAUCAAUUGCAUUAUUAGUCAAACUUGAGACAAUUUUUUUAAAUUCAUGAAUAGAAUUUUUUUGCUGCCAGUAACAUGUAAAUGUAGAAUUGCAUUUAAUAUCAAGGUAAAGAAUCAAUAGGCCAAGUUUAUUUCAGUUUAUUGGUAACUUACAAGCUUUUGUUACCUAAAAUUAUUUAUAAAAACACUGUUCAAAGAGCACCUGUGUAGUUUUGAAUAUGGUGGAAAUGUUUCCUAUUGGCUUCAACUCCUGAUGUUCAUCUUUAGGCAACAAGUUUCAAGCAUGUGUUUCUCCAUGCUUGAACUGGAUGAAUAGAUAUCCACAUGUUGUUGAGUUGAUAAUGAGAUUAUUGUAAACUUUUUUUGAAAGCUUUUUUGCUGAUAAUCGGGUCUAGAAUCAUACUUGAAAAAAAAUAUUGUUUGUGCAAAAAAAUCUGUGACGGUCUUACAUACAAUUAAGUGUCUCUAAAUCUAAUAAAUUUCUCUUUGUUCAGAUGGAUGUCACUUCUUCUUCCACUACUGUUGUUGUACAAUGGUAAGUGAUUUCCUUCAACCUUUUCAUUGCCAGGAGUGAUCAAUAAGUUAUUGUGCUAGAAAGCAUCAAGACUCUGUCAAAUAAAAAGAUCACAAAGAGAAAGUAAAAUAUCAACUUAAGCUGCUGAUUAAUUCAACAACUACUUAUUUUAAGAUACAAACACACGAGAAAUGUAUGACAGACAGUAAGGAGAAUUGAUAGAUGUCAAAAUCUUGGGUUGAAAAUUCUGAGGGAGUGUUUUCAUCUCAGCUCAGCUGGUGCAGAAAACUUUUCCUCCAUGGGGAUGAUCUAUAUUUUGGCUGAUAACAGAGUUCUGCAAUGAGGUUGCACAACUUUUGAGGAGCUGUUAGGAAUAAAUUAAGGUGAUCUAUGGAAAUGAAAUUUGAGCACAAAGUAAGAGACUGGUAGUGCUUCAUUUAAGUUUUACAGCACACAUUUAUUUCUCUUUUCCCUUUUUAACAUUUCAGUCUCUGUCAGAAAUGUUUCCAAACCAAGCACAGGCACUCAUUUUGUUUUGUUGUAAACAGAAGGAGUUAUGUUCACCGCCUUGUAAACUAUUCCUAACCUUAAACAAGGAGUGAUGUAACUACUUAGACAAUCCACUGAAAACUCUUUUCAGCUCUUAAAUUAUACUAGUCUUAUUGUUUUCAUUAUGGUUUUUUUUUCAAUAGACCCAUUAUUUCCUCUCAACUUCCUGGUGAACAGUUGGGUUCCUGGAAUGUUUGAUUCAGUGUUCCAGGCAUCAUUUCUCUGUGGCCUGUUGCUCUUCUGGCUUUGUGCCUUCCAUGGCAUCAGACAGGUUUUUAAAAUUUUCUUCUUCUCGUUAUCAGUAUGUAAGAGAUGAUUUUUCUUUUGCAGAAAUUUUUUAAAUGAGUUCUGAAAGAUCAGAUGUAGCAGUGGUAUUACUUUCAAUUAGUUAUAAUCAGAUAUUCCUUUUUGAGAAAAGUCCUCCUCUUUCAUGGUUCCCUUUCUCUCAUAAAGAAUGCCUGAGUGUUAGAUGUAAUAGACAGCUGAUUUCAGUACAUUGUUAAGACCCAGUUUUUGAAGACAUUAUUUGCCUUUCUGGACUUCAAUGGAUUGAAAAGACAGAAUGUUUGAGGCUUUUCCCAAUUGGUUGGUGUAUAUGAAAAAUUGCUUGCUCUUGUAAUGAAGAGCAAUAUCCAGUCUUGUCAUGGAAUUAGGGUAGUUGCAUUUGUGGUUGAGUAGUACUCUUAAGGUAGUGAAUUAUGUGAAACAACUCAUUGCAAUCUUUUUUUUUUUUUUGACUUAAAACAGAGUGAAAGAAAAUUAAGUUUCUAUCUCCCAAAAGUUCUCAUAGUUGGCCUUCUAUGGAUUGCAUCAUUCACCCUGUCAUCUUGGCAACAGUAAGUUUUCAUUUGAAGGGUACAUAGGAAGAAGUUUACACUGACUUGUGAUAGAUAACCAAAAAGUUCUUUCAAGUGUUUUUUCCUUUCUGAAAUGUGGGGGGAAGUUGAUGUUGGACUAAAAGCCAUUUAAAGCUUUAUUCUGCACAAAUCUUUGGUUUCUUAAUGAAAAAAAAACAUUCCAUUUUCUUCUUGAAGCUUUGUUGAUUUGGUUGUUCAGUAAUUAUGUUAGCAACCAUCUGAAAGAGUAUCUUAUUGGCAAAUGGGGUUGUAAUAAUGCUGCACCUGAAUAAUCUUAUAUGCUGCUUAAGCCUUUGAGAAAGUGUAAAGUAUACAGUGCAACAAGGGGUACUGCAUUCGUUUAUUUCCAGGAUCAGUUUGAACUACAGUCAUGGUUGACCUCUCUAAGGAGGAGGAGGGUGGAAAUAUUAAGGUGAUCUGAUGAAAGAUACUUCUUUCUUGACAGGUAUAAUGAGUUACAAGAUCCCACGUACCAAUACAAGAUAGAUAUUGGCCAUUUUAUGGUAAGAAAGCACAGGAUGUUGAAAAUAUAAUACAGGAGUUUUGUCAUGAUAAGUGAAAGUUUGUCAUUAGCUAUCUAUGUUAACCCUUUAACUCCCAAGAUCUGAUUGUUAGUUCUGCCUUCUGGCUGCUGCACAUUUCCUUUUAGUCACAAAAACAAGAAUGUGGUGUUAGAUCAAGACUACUAACUUCUACCCAAUAAGUUUGAGUAUUCUCAUUGCGUGUUGGCUGGAUAAUGUGUGGAUGUUAUAGGGAGAAGAUGGAAAUUUUGCUGGAUUUAAUUUUUGUGGAUUUUGUAGAAUUUCCUAAAUCUGCAAUAAUAAAUUCCCUCGAAAAAAUUCUGGGUAUAUCCAUAGUGAAAUUAAAGACUCCAUUAACAGAUUUCUUGUCUUGCAUCCUUGGUUUGUAAUGAUUGUUUAGAUGUAUGCUCAUCUCUGAAUGUUGUGACCAUUUUUCACAGGGUCUAAAGGUGAUGUUCUUCACUAUUGGUGCCAUUUACCUGGUGUAUUUGAUCUACCUGUUAUUCAGGGCAUACAGUGAGCUCAGAGCCAUGCCUUACUUUGGUAAGUUGGAUAUUGAUGUGAGACAAAAAAGAGAAGUAGUCAUCUAUUAAAUUUCCUUUUCAGAAUCUUAACAGUUUUACAACACAUGCUGUCAAAUGUGAGUUAAGUCAUGCAGUGUCUAAGAUGAAAAAUGGCAAUUUUUAUUUGCCUGAUGUUUUUAAUUCUUGUUUUUUUCCCUUGUUGAGGUAAUUGGAAUUGAAAGUAAUGUUGUAAUCAAAGGUAAUUCUUAACUCCAAAUGCUGAUCAAGAUUUGUUUUUUUCAAUAUGGCAGUCAUUUAUCAAAAAAACAUUCAACUAGAGUUGGAUAUCAGUACAGCUGUAUGUGGCAGUAAAAGUCAGCCCUCCACCUGUCAACUUACAAGCAAUUAGCCUAAAUUAACUUAUCUGUUAAAGUUCUCCCACUUUGUGUUCACAGAUGUUCGCCUUAAGUUCCUCACAGGUCUUAUGCUGAUUGUCUUGACAAUAAGGUAUGCAGUAUAAUCUUUGUUAUAAGUUUAACAGUGACUAACCAUACUUUACAUGUAAUGGUUAUCAAUUGAUUCUGGGUGCUGUUUGCAAUACAUGUAUAUAGGGACCAGUAAACUUUUCAAAGACCUAAAACCAAUGAAAUAAGGUGCAAUUUGAUGUCUUUGAACAGUUUAUGAGUUGGUGGGAUUAUCAUUAACUUAUUUCCUCCAAUAAGCACUUAUGCGCUUUUUCAAAAUUUCAGAUACAAGGAGGGCAGACGACACUUAAUUGAGGGGGUGCUUAUUAUUCUCCUGUAUUGAUUCCCUUGCUGUUUAAGUUCAAAAAAUUGUAAAUGAAAUGGCAAUAGAAACAGGUUUUCCUUGUAUCCCUGCUAUUGAAGAAAUUUUAAGGAGUAGUGGGGCACUUAUUUGGGCAUGAGUGCUUAUUUGAAGAAAUACAAUUUUCAUCAAAUAAUUUUUAUGGCAACUUUCUGUUCACAAUUUCAACCCUUCAGGGUUUGGCAUUGAUUGAUAGCUCCACAGCCACAUGCCAUCAUCAUCUGGUUUUUUUUCUUUUUUUUUAAUUAACUCUUCAAUUGUAUUUCAGUCUGGUAAUCACAGGCCUUCGGUUUGGGACUGGAGUGUUGCAGGACAACUUUGUUGCAGAACUGGAAACACACUAUGAUAAUUAUAUCCUUUUGUUCUAACAAGCAAUCACUAAUAACAAAAAUGAUUUCUUUUUCUGCCUAACAAACUUUUAUCAAGAGUUAGCUUUAACCCUUUCAGUCCAAGGAUUGAUCAGUAGAUUAUUUUUCUGUAGCAAAUCAGGUAGUUGUCGGGCAUAUAGGCGGUGAGAAUGGUUUAAAACCACUGUUAUGGGUCUAUGCGUAUUGGUAAUCAAAUGACUUUGAAUACAGUAGCUGAGAUCAAAACUUGCCCAAACCACAGUUUCCCAGUAAUUCUUCGCCACCAUUGUUAGACAUCUCUGUCAAAUUUGUUGCUUUGUAAGGAUUCAAAGUGUAUUCUUUAACACUGAAUACCUGCCGAAUUCCUGACGUUUUUUGGAUUGCUCAACUUCUACUUGUACACCAUGGCAUUCGUGUAUUCACCAUCCAAGAAUGCUCUGUAUGGUAAGACAACGUGUCUCCUUAUCAAAUUUGUCUGGCUGGCUAUUGUCUAGUUUUCUCCUUUCUCUUCACAUCUGGAGAGUUUCAGAACCUCUUUCCCCUUUAGACCUGCAGACCUUGCAACGGCAGAAUUGUAUAUUGUGACCCAACUGGCUAAUUUUUGAUGGUUUUGGGGGGGGGGUUUCUUAAUCAGAGUUCGAACUCCCCCCCCCCCUCCACACCACAAGAAUGUCAAGAUCCUCCCUGUCCUGUACUCCCGUGUCGUGAUGUAAUUUCCUCGUUCUCGUUUAUUUGUGCCGGCGAAAGAAAAUUAACGUGAAAUGCCAUUACGCCGUGUUAACCCCUUUAAUAUAGAGACAUUUUCAUUUCAUAUUCUUUGUUUUUGUUUGUUAAUUUUACGGUGUUCUUUUUUGAAAUGCAUUUUUCUAUGGACCGAAAAUAAACUCAAAAUGUCGUUCAAGCCAUGUUUGGUCUAAAAAAUUCGCGCCAUUCUAUCAACCAAUCAGAUGCAAAAGUUAAACCAAUCACGACUUGGUCGCUCUCGUUCUCCCGCGAUUCUGUGCUUUUGUUUUGAGGUCUCAUGGGCUCAUUGUGAUAUUUACCUUUGUUCUUAUUGGUUGUUGUAGAGUCCUAUUUCCGUGAUCAGUCCACAUUUUCGAUGUUGAACGAGUCUGAAGAUGAGGACGCCUUGAUAUACAAGUAAGGAGUUGAAUUUCGUCAUGAGCUAUCAUUAUCCUUUAUCUCAUGAAACUUAUUCUCGUCUAACCAUUUAUGUGAGGAGCAAUACUCCCCUCUCCUUCCACGCCGCUGUUUCUUUAAAUUAAAGAAGAGAUUCUCUCAGCUCAGUGGAAGGGAAGGGGUGGGGGGUGGGUGGAGGGUUAUACCAUAAGUUAUACGCGCGAACGUCAGUAAUGCCGGCAGUUGAGCAAUUUCUCAUUGAGUAUCGAAAUUAAUUGGGGGUAACAGGUUAGAAUGAGCACUAGACUGAACAUAAAUUUAUUACGGUUUUCCUUUUGGUAAAAAAAGUUAAGCGAAAAAUCAUCACCCAUAACGUUUUCUAUAACUCUUAGAGGCGGUAGGGUAAGAACAUGUAUUCGCUAAUUUGCUAUUUUUUUAACUCACCAAAUGUACACAGAUGUAAGUGUUUGGAUGGUGUAUUGAAGGUUUUUAGCAGUUUGAAAUAUGUCUUUAAAUUUUUCACUUAUUAACCUAUUAGGUGAUUUCUGUAUGAAGUGGAAGGGUGUUGUUGUCCUGCCUUUGGUUUCGAUGGGAAACUUUGCUCUGACUCGGCCCUUGCUCUCCCUCAGCAGCUUAUGUCGUAUCGUUCAAAUAUGACUUUCGCCAGAUUUAAAUCUGACGCGAAUGUUGUUUAAUAUGAUGCAUCAUUUACUCAAAAUGUUUAGUUUCUAUUCAAAAGAGUCAUGUUUUUUUCUUUUCAGCUCUCAGCGGGAAAAAGCUACCUUCAGCAGCAGCGAAGAAGAAACUUAGAGCAUUACACUUCCCUUCUUGCAAAGUGGACGUAAAAACAACGCUCUUCUCAGAAGUUUUGUAUUCAGAAAGUGCUAAUUUUAGAAAAAGAAAGUUACUAUCCAGAAAUAACUGGGGUUUUCCCCUCUGGAUCAGAUCUUUAAACAGUUUCUUAAAUUAGAUACCAGAUGUGCUCAUUUCCAUUUAACACGUUUUUUUUUUCCGUUCUGUAUUGUUUUGUUUUUGUUUGUUUGUUUGUUUGUUUGUUUCUCAUUUCUAGAACAGUUUUUUUUACUUCUAAUUACGCUAGAGUAGAAAAUUAUAAUGUUUAUUUAUAAAAUCUUACAUAACCUCCGUCUUUGAUCUGAGGGAAAAAUCAGUGAGAGUGAUGAAUUUGAUAACGUUACGUUACAUAAUAUUAAUUUCCCUUUCAAGCCCAUCACAACCACGCCCCCUUCCCUCCCCCAACCCACCCCCAUUUCUCUCCAACCCACCCCUCCCUCAACUUGAUCCUGUUGGGAGAAAGGUGGGUAAUCUUUAACGUAGUUUUCAAAUCAGAAUAUAAAAAUAUUUACGAUAAUACAGAGUAACAAAUAGGUUCUAACUCUGAGAUUCAACAGACUGAAGUAUAUUUUAACAGCAUCAGUUUCGUGCUUCUCCUCACGACGAGUCACACAGCCGUAGAACUUUUUCAAUGUAUUUAUGUAGAAUCUUCAACCCCUUGUUGAAUAUGGAGUAACAGUUGAAUCGACAUAAUCUACUGUUAUUGUCAUAUUUAUUCACUCUUUAUACGAAAUGUUUUUAGUUACAUGUUAAUGUGAUAACUGUCACGUCACCUUUGUUAAUGAGGACUGAAACGCAGCUUGUGUGAAGCAUAUAACUUUUAAGUGGGCUAAUAAAAUGUCCAAAAUUAUCGUAAAUAAAUAGAUAUCAAAAUUUAGGUUAAGAAACUAUCACGAUCGUUGUCUCUUCUGCUGAUGAAGGCCUCACGAACCCCAAAUGCUUAGGACUGUGUGCGUAUGGGAAGUAUAAAUCACCUUUCGAAAGUAAAGCGCUGUCACUUGCUUCACAGAGACGUUCGGGUAAAGUGAAAGUUAAGCCAGUUUAGCAGAUCGCCAAAGGAAUGUCUGUGGAUAGUGAAAGAAGGAUAUUGGGCAAUAAAAUGGAAAAUGGGAACAAUUGUUAUUCGAAUUUUGAAUUUUUUUAUGAAUUAUCGAAC
Pocillopora meandrina is the source of this 12486-nucleotide messenger RNA. The record is from the annotation of a GenBank genome assembly. NCBI's taxonomy places the organism in Eukaryota, Metazoa, Cnidaria, Anthozoa, Scleractinia, Pocilloporidae.